AGUCGGCUGUCGCCUGGACCCGUGCUCUGUGGUCUGGUUCCGCGCUUCUUUACUUCGCGCUGCAGCUACCGCCUCCGCUACCCAUUUCCCCGGCUCUGGUCUGUGGUGCAGCCGGGACCCAAGACCAUGUCGCUGUCACGGUCAGAGGAGAUGCACCGGCUCACGGAAAAUGUCUACAAGACCAUCAUGGAGCAGUUCAACCCCAGCCUUCGCAACUUCAUCGCCAUGGGGAAGAACUAUGAGAAAGCUCUAGCAGGUGUAACCUUCGCUGCCAAAGGCUAUUUUGACGCCCUGGUGAAGAUGGGGGAGCUGGCCAGUGAGAGCCAGGGCUCUAAGGAACUCGGGGACGUUCUCUUCCAGAUGGCCGAAGUCCACAGGCAGAUCCAGAACCAGCUGGAAGAGAUGCUGAAGUCUUUUCACAAUGAACUGCUCACGCAGCUGGAGCAGAAGGUAGAGCUGGACUCCCGGUAUCUGAGUGCUGCACUGAAGAAAUACCAGACAGAGCAGAGAAGCAAAGGAGAUGCUCUGGACAAAUGCCAGGCUGAGCUGAAGAAACUCCGCAAGAAGAGCCAGGGGAGCAAAAACCCGCAGAAGUACUCGGACAAGGAACUGCAGUACAUUGACGCCAUCAGCAAUAAGCAGGGUGAGCUGGAGAACUACGUGUCAGACGGCUACAAGACGGCACUCACCGAGGAGCGCAGGAGGUUCUGUUUCCUGGUGGAGAAGCAGUGUGCCGUGGCCAAGAACUCUGCUGCCUACCACUCCAAGGGCAAAGAGCUGCUGGCCCAGAAGCUGCCACUGUGGCAGCAGGCCUGUGCCGAUCCCAACAAGAUCCCAGAUCGUGCUGUUCAGCUCAUGCAGCAGGUGGCCAGCAGCAAUGGCUCCAUCCUUCCCAGCUCUCUGUCAGCUUCCAAGUCCAACCUGGUCAUCUCGGAUCCCAUUCCUGGGGCCAAGCCCCUGCCAGUGCCCCCUGAGCUGGCGCCAUUUGUGGGGCGGAUGUCUGCUCAGGAGAACGCGCCCAUCAUGAAUGGCGUCGCAGGCCCGGACAGUGAGGACUACAACCCCUGGGCUGACCGCAAGGCUGCCCAGCCCAAAUCCCUGUCUCCCCCGCAGUCUCAGAGCAAGCUGAGCGACUCCUAUUCCAACACACUCCCUGUGCGCAAGAGUGUGACCCCGAAGAACAGCUACGCCACCACAGCUGAGAACAAGACUUUGCCACGCUCAAGCUCCAUGGCAGCUGGGCUGGAGCGCAAUGGCCGCAUGCGGGUGAAGGCCAUUUUCUCCCACGCGGCUGGCGACAACAGCACCCUGCUGAGUUUCAAGGAGGGAGACCUGAUCACCCUGCUGGUGCCCGAGGCUCGUGACGGUUGGCACUACGGCGAGAGUGAGAAGACCAAGAUGAGGGGCUGGUUUCCUUUCUCCUACACCCGGGUCUUGGACAGUGAUGGCAGUGACAGGUUGCAUAUGAGCCUGCAGCAGGGCAAGAGCAGCAGCACAGGCAACCUCUUGGACAAGGACGACCUGGCCAUCCCACCCCCCGACUAUGGCACAUCCUCCCGGGCCUUCCCCAGCCAGACCGCCGGCACCUUCAAGCAGAGGCCCUACAGUGUGGCCGUGCCCGCCUUCUCCCAGGGUCUGGAGGACUACGGAACACGGUCUGUGAGCAGGAACCCCUUCGCCAAUGUGCAGCUAAAGCCAACAGUGACGAACGACAGGUCAGCCCCACUCCUCAGCUGAUGGCCACAUCUACAGUGCCACCCUGGGCCCACCUGCAUCUUCAUGGUUAGAGGACAAGUAUCUGGCCCUCCCACUUCUUGGUGUCACCCUAUGCACGUCAGCCAGCCCUGGGCUGUAUCCCAGCUGCCUCAAGGAAGCUACCAAGCCCUGCUGGCUGUGCCGCCUUGGCAGAGAGCCAGCUCCCUGAAGGUAGAGGCCCCUGGUCCUGGCCCCUGAAGCCUUGAGCACAGGAAGACACUCCCAUCAUCCAGUGGCUAGAAGGGAGCUCAUGUACACGCUCCUGUGUGUCUAGUCAAUAAAUGAACUACCACAUCUGUGCAAAGCGUGAUCUGUAGCCUGAGGGGUGAGGGCCCCUCUCACUUGAAGAGUAAUUUGUUCUGAUCACGUAACUUCCUGUAGGUCCUGCUGCUAUGCCAAGAUCCAGGCCUGGGCCCACCCCAUGCUCUGUGGAACUCCUGCACACUCCUGCCUUGGCAGACACUGUCUCCUUGCCACCAUAGCAGUAGUUGGGGUCAUUGGCUGUGUGCAUGCUGGCCGGUAGGGAUUCUGCUCCUGGACUCUGCCCCUGGCUCUUGGGUGCCCCCCCUCAGGCUGUUUCCUGCAGGGGGCCAGUCAGCUGCUCAAAUACAAGACUUUAAAAUUUGUAUUUCCAAGUC
Molecule: messenger RNA, 2393 nt
Organism: Fukomys damarensis (Damara mole-rat)
Lineage: Eukaryota; Metazoa; Chordata; Mammalia; Rodentia; Bathyergidae
Gene: Baiap2
Product: BAR/IMD domain containing adaptor protein 2
Exons: 14
Coding region: 127-1737 (536 amino acids)
Biological process (GO): plasma membrane organization; positive regulation of actin filament polymerization; actin crosslink formation
Cellular component (GO): cytosol; nucleoplasm
Molecular function (GO): protein binding; cytoskeletal adaptor activity
Source: RefSeq, a predicted model, not a curated record